Aspergillus mulundensis is the source of this 1326-nucleotide messenger RNA. RefSeq names its product ankyrin repeat domain-containing protein. NCBI's taxonomy places the organism in Eukaryota, Fungi, Ascomycota, Eurotiomycetes, Eurotiales, Aspergillaceae. The transcript has a single exon. Gene Ontology annotation, molecular function: protein binding. The record is from RefSeq and is a predicted model, not a curated record. The coding region runs from base 1 to 1326 and encodes 441 amino acids.
AUGGCCGGCUGGAACGACCUCCCCGUCGAACUCUUCGUCAAGAUCCUCGAAGACCUCGAGCACACCCGCCAAUGGAGCCGUCUCGCCCGCACAAGCCGCGGGAUCUACAACUUCGUCAACCCCCUGCUCUACCACCGCUUCGCCGAUAAUGCCUACACGCGCGCCGCCCGAGCCGGCAACGACCUCACCCUCCACCGAGCCCUAAGCUACAACGCCCCGCUGGACGGGGGCAGAAUCCUCUGCAUAGCGGCUGAAUCCGGACACGCAAACAUCGUAUCAGCCCUGCUAGCCAUAAACACGGACAUCGAAUCCCGCAACGCAAACACAUUCACGCCCCUCGAGCUCGCCGUAGUAGGCGGGCACGCCGCAGUGGCCCGAGUCCUGCUGAACGCCGGCGCAAACACGAGCCCACGGAGAAAGGAAUACACAACCGUCCAGAACUACGACGGCACACUGCUCCCCUACGCCGCUCGCGAGAACAACAUAGACGUCGUAGCCGCCCUCCUCGAAUCCGGCCGCGUCAACGUCAACGAGGCAGACACGAUCCUCGACAGCACAGCGCUGAACGAGGCCCUCUCGCACAACGUCAACGCGCCCAUGGCCGAGAUGCUGCUCCGCGCCGGCGCAGACCCAAACACACUUUUCCAGUUCCAGCAGUCCGCGCUGGGCUUCGUGAUAUCUGAUACGGACGCCCAGGUAAACGAAGAUCAGCGCGUCGCCCUCGUCAAGAUGCUUCUUUCCCACGGCGCGGACAUCAAUCGCCCGGCGUCAAACCCCCCGCUCCGAGACGCGAUUCAGUCAAGGCAUCCUAUAGGUUAUCUCAGUCCGUUCCAGACUCUUCUUGACCAGGCAAAUUUGAAUGUGAACUACGCUGGGAUUGAAGAUGAUACGGGGCUGACGGACGCAAUUCGGUAUAACAAGUGGAUGAUGGCGCGGGUCUUGCUGGAGAAGAGGGCAGAUCUCGACGUGAACAAGGGGAAUCCGAUGGUGGAGGCCAUUAGGAAGGGGCGUGUCCCGCUGGCGAGGGAGAUCAUUGCCACGGGCCGCUUGAAUGCGCUUGCGUACCGUGCUGCGUUGGAGCAGGCGAUUAGCCAGCGGGGGGUUUCGGGGAAUCUGAUGGUGAACUACUUGUUGCGGGCGCUGGUUUGCUCGGGCUUGCUUGGGGGUGGGGAGGUGAAGAGGGAGCUUGGGGCGCUGCUGGAGCUGGCGGAGAAGGUUGGGAAUAAGGUGGCUAGGGGAUAUGUGCAGGAUUGGAUUGAGAAGAGUGAGACGGGCAGUGGUUUGGAUGAGUCUGGGGGGAAUAAGCUGUGGAGUGGUUCUUUUUAG